ACGAAAAUAUCACAAGAUUUAUUGUUUCAAAACAGAUAUAUUACUGAUUAACUACAACUUAUUAUAUAAAGCUGAAUUUUAUAUUGUGCUUAUUUACUUAUUUAUUUAUUAAUUAAAACGCCAUGGAUACUGGGCCGAAACAGAGACGAGAAAUGAACCCUCGCUAUAAAGCAAACCUAUUUUCUAUUCUUACAUUCGGUUGGACGUUGGAAACAUUUAAGCUUGGUUACAGUCGCGACAUAAAGGACGAUGAUCUUUACGCACCAUUACCCGAACAUCGGUCUAACAUUUUAGGUGAUGCUGUUCAAAAAGCAUGGGAUCUUGAAGUAAAUAAUGCCCGACUACAUGGCGAAGGCGUAAAACCUAGCUUAUGGAGAGUUAUUUUUAAAGUAUUUGGGACCGAACUAAUGUUAUAUGGUCUGAUACUAGCCGCUAUGGAAUUUUUAAUAAGACUACAGCAACCGCUCUUCUUGGGUCUUUUAUUGAGAUAUUAUAGUUCAAUUCAAGACAUGAAUAAUUCAACAUCUAGUUCCACCUACGUAUUUCGUCUAUUCACUUACUACGAUACGAAAAGCAGCAUAUCAUGGGGCGAAGCCGUAUUCUUUGCCUUUGGAAUCGUAUUUUGCAGUACUUUCAACAUUAUGGUCCAACACCCAUUCAUGAUGGGCGUUAUGCAUAUAGGAAUGAAAAUGAGAAUAGGCGUAUGCAGCCUUAUUUACAGAAAGGCGCUCAAAGUUAGCUUGCAAGCUAUGUCUGAGAGUAGCGCUGGGCUCGUCGUCAAUCUCAUGGCAAACGAUGUUAAUAGAUUUGAUACUGGACCAUUAUUCGCACAUUAUCUCUGGAUCGGACCAGUAGAGACUUUGUUAAUGACGGUGUAUCUGUAUAGAGAGAUGGGCAUGGCGGCGGUUUACGGCUCACUCAUUAUUGCCGCUGUUAUUCCUUUUCAAAUAUUUCUUGGCACAAGAACAGCUCACUAUAGAAAAGGAACGGCGUUGAAAUCAGAUGAAAGAGUAAGACUCAUGAAAGAAAUUAUAAUGGGCAUGGAAGUAAUAAAAAUGUACACAUGGGAACAACCAUUUAGGAAAAUUAUUGAUAUUGUGAGACGGCAAGAAAUUUAUAACAUCAAAAUGACUUCAUAUAUUCGUGGUGUGAUAAUGUCCUUUAUAAUGUUUACCUCUCGUUUCGGAAUUUUUAUCACCGUUUUGCUUUAUGUAACUUAUGUGAACCGUAUAACCGUGGAGAAUGUAUUCUUUCUGACUUGUUACUACAACAUUAUGAAGCAAACUAUGACGUUGUUCUUUCCACAAGCUGUGGGCCAAAUUGCUGAGAUGAUUGUAGCAGUCAAAAGAAUCAGAGACUAUUUAUUGAGUGAAGAAUGCCAUCUACCACAGCGACGGAGGCUUGAACAGCCACCUAUUGUUUCACCAAAAAAACGAGUUACAAUCCUUGAUCCUACACGUCCACGUCACGUCGUGCAUCCUGUAGAACCUAGCACAUCAAGGGGGAAACCAAAGAAUAAAGUAAAAGAACUCAACAAAAAUGAAAUUGCUAUAAAAUUUGAAGACGCUUGCAGCCGAUGGAUAAAAUCUUCGAACAAGGAUGAUGUUGAAGAUAUUAAUUUAACGAUUUAUUGCGGUUCUUUAACUACAGUAAUCGGAGCUGUAGGUUCUGGAAAAUCCACUAUUCUUCACAUGAUACUAAGAGAACUGCCUUGUUCUUUGGGUAAUGUCGAGAUUAAUGGAGAAGUGAGCUAUGCCAGUCAAGAUCCAUGGCUUUUCGUUGGUUCAGUUAGGCAAAAUAUAAUUUUUGGACAACCUUUCAAUAAGUCAAGAUAUAUGGAAGUAUGCAAAGUCUGUGCCCUUGAGAGGGAUAUUUCCCUAUUUCCACACGGUGACAAAACUGUAGUGGGAGAGCGUGGGGUUUCUUUGAGCGGAGGACAACGAGCAAGAAUAAAUUUGGCCAGAGCUGUUUAUAAAGAAGCAGACAUAUAUCUACUGGAUGAUCCCCUUUCGGCGGUCGAUACACAAGUUGCCAAGCAUAUAUUUGAAAGAUGCCUCAAAAGGUUUCUCGGAAACAAAACAGUAGUUCUGGUGACACAUCAGUUGCAAUUCAUAAAAUUUGUCGAUCAAAUUGUAAUUAUGCACAAAGGCCGGGUACUUGCAGAAGGCGCCUUCGAUGAACUAGAUGAAAAUGAAUUAAAACUAAUACAACUAAUGAAAGAAAAAGUGAGAGAAGUUCAUGAAGGUGAAAAUGUGUCUAACAUACAAAGCACUUCAAUGAUUCAACCGAGUACUAUGAGUUUACACAGACGCGUAUAUUCCUUGAUAUUUGACACCAGUUUUGCAGAUCAAAAAUUAGAAGCAGAAGCUCAAACGAUAGGGCGAGUUCAUGGUUCUGUGUACAAGGAAUAUUUCCAUGCCGGUGCAGCGUGCCCAUACGUUGUAUUGGCUUUCUUUAUGUUUUUUGUGGCUCAAUUUUGUGCGAGCGCUUGUGAUUACUGGAUAAGCCGUUGGAGUGAAGUUGAAGAUAAAUUAACUGGCGAUAGUACUAUGGAUCGCAUUGUGUGGUCUGAGCAGGGACUCGUUAGAAGGGAUUUUGUCCUUAUAUUUGGCAUCAUUACAUUGACAACUAUUGCUAUUGCUUUGAUAAGAGCUUUCUUAUUUUUUUCUCUGUGUAUGAAGAGUUCUAUUAGAUUGCAUGACAAAAUGUUUGAGCGCAUAUCAAGAUCGCCGAUGAGUUUCUUCAAUGUAAAUCCUUCUGGCCGAGUUUUAAAUCGUUUUAGCAAAGACAUGGGCGCUGUAGACGAACUGUUGCCCCAAGCUAUGAUUGAUUGCUUCCAAAUAAUAUUAAACUUAUUCGGGGUAAUCAUUGUGAUAUUGAUGACGGAUAUUACAUUACUAAUACCAAUAGCUGCAGCUCUUAUAAUAUUUUAUAUUUUUCGACUAAUUUACAUACGAACUAGUGGUGCUGUAAAAAGACUAGAAGGAAUCACUCGCAGCCCGGUCUUUGGACAUUUAAAUGCCACGGUUCUAGGAUUAGCAACGAUUCGUUCAUUUGGAACCGAGCAUCUCUUAGUCGUCGAGUUUGAUCGUCACCAAGAUCUCCACAGCGCCGCGUGGUACUUAUUCAUCACGUGCAGCCGAGCCUUCGGAUACUUUCUUGAUGUCAUCUGCUUGCUAUUUAUUAUCUGCGUGACUUUUAGUUGCUUGAUGAAAACUGAUAUUGAAGGCAGUAAUGUUGGACUUGCAAUUACCCAAUCAAUAUCCCUAACUGGAAUAUUUCAGUGGGGCAUGCGUCAAUCCGCGGAAAUGGAAAACCAAAUGACAAGCGUGGAAAGAGUUUUAGAGUACACUGGAUUACCACAAGAGGCAGCAUUAAGAAGCGACCCUGAGAAGAAACCACCUGCAGAAUGGCCAACAGAAGGCGCAAUACAAUUCAAUAAUCUGAGUUUGAAAUAUUCACCGGACGGAAACUGUGUUUUGCAUAAGCUUCAAAUGAUGAUUCAACCCCAAGAAAAGAUUGGUAUAGUCGGCAGGACGGGGGCGGGAAAGUCGUCAAUAAUACAAGCAUUGUUCAGAUUGGCGUACUUGGAAGGGGCUAUUAUAAUCGACGGCAUAGACAUUACAACUAUAGGGCUACAUGAUUUGAGAGAAAAAAUAUCGAUUAUUCCACAAGAACCAGUUUUAUUUAGCGGUACAAUGAGAAAGAAUUUGGAUCCAUUUGACAACUAUUCAGAUGAAGUAUUGUUGAAAGCGCUUGAGAAUGUGGAAUUACAAAAUGAGGACGAGGGAAUCGGCGCCUUAUACAAAGAAGUAGCGGAAGGUGGUUCUAAUUUCAGUGUGGGAGAACGUCAACUCGUGUGCCUGGCGCGCGCCAUUGUUCAUGACAAUCGCAUAUUAGUACUCGAUGAGGCGACUGCUAACGUUGACGCACAAACUGACGCACUUAUACAAACAGCGAUUAGAGAACAUUUUAGAACGUGCACCGUGCUCACUGUGGCUCACAGGCUGAACACUGUUAUUGACUCUGAUAAGAUCUUAGUUUUAGACGCUGGCCAUCUCAUGGAGUUUGACAGUCCCCACAUACUACUGCAGAACAAAAAGGGGUAUUUUCGCAAGAUGGUUGCCGAGACUGGGCCGGCUAUGGCACCUGUACUUCAUAAACUAGCAGCGGAGAGCUACAAGAAAAUGGGAAAAACUCAAUGAUAACAACACUUAUAAAUAAUAUACUUUAUUUGAUAUAUUAAUGUUGUGUUGCACAAUAAAUAUACUUGCACAUCGCACAAUCAUUUCAUAAUAAACGAUAAACAGGCUUAAAAAUAACGAUAAUACUUUACAAAAUCAGUUGGUGAAGCACUGACGCAUUUUGUAACUCUAAAUAACCAACUCUAAGAAAUAACAUACAUACAUUAUGCGCAUAACCAGUUAUGAUUAGCAAAAAAAAUACGUUAAAUAAAAAUGAGCACUGAUUGAAAAUAAAAUAUUUCAACCGAA
Messenger RNA from Manduca sexta (tobacco hornworm), 4493 nucleotides. RefSeq names its product multidrug resistance-associated protein 4. The coding region runs from base 123 to 4205 and encodes 1360 amino acids. Gene Ontology annotation, molecular function: ATP hydrolysis activity; ATP binding; ABC-type transporter activity. Gene Ontology annotation, biological process: transmembrane transport. The record is from RefSeq and is a predicted model, not a curated record. NCBI's taxonomy places the organism in Eukaryota, Metazoa, Arthropoda, Insecta, Lepidoptera, Sphingidae. Gene Ontology annotation, cellular component: membrane. The transcript is spliced from 28 exons.